UGUUAUUUUUUUUUUUGUUCAAAAUCAACAUAAUGUCUAUGCUUUGUCGACGAUUAUUUCAGGUCAAUACAACAAAUGGCCUACCUGCAGCAUGCGUUAAUUAUGCAUCGGCUCGAUUUGUUAGUAAUCCUUCGGAAAGUACCGAUUUGAAAGGUAUUAUGGCAAAGAAAAUUGUUGAACAUCAACGACGUGUAAAAGAAUUUCGUGCUGCAUUCGGUAACAAUGUUAUUGGUGAGAUUGCCAUCGAUCAAGUAUAUGGCGGUAUGCGUGGUCUCAAAGCAUUGGUUACUGAAACUUCGUAUCUUGAUCCUGAAACUGGUAUCUCAUUUCGUGGUUAUUCGAUUCCUGAAUGUCGUGAAAAAUUACCACAAGCACCUGGUGGUGAAGAACCAUUACCCGAAGGUCUUUAUUGGCUUUUAUUAACCGGUGAUAUACCGAAUAAACAACAAGUGGAAACAAUUUCCAAACAAUUUGCCGCUCAUGCCGAUCUACCAUCACAUGUUGUGACAAUGUUGAAUAAUUUUCCAUCAAAUCUCCAUCCAAUGUCUCAAUUUAGUGCCGCAAUAACUGCUUGUAAUACUGAAUCAUUGUUCGCUAAAGCAUAUGGUGAAGGUGUCAACAAAGCAACAUAUUGGGAAUAUGUUUAUGAAGAUGCCAUUCGUUUGAUAGCUAAAUUGCCGACUAUUGCUGCAACUAUUUAUCGUAAUCUUUAUCGGGAUGGAUCAUCGAUUGGUGCUAUUGAUCCAAAUAAAGAUUGGUCAGCCAAUUUCACAACAAUGCUUGGUUUCAAUGAUCAAGUAUUUACAGAUUUGAUGCGCCUUUAUUUGACUAUCCAUAGUGACCACGAAGGAGGAAACGUCAGCGCCCAUGCAGUUCAUCUUGUUGGUUCUGCUCUAUCUGAUCCUUAUCUAUCAUUCGCUGCUGGUAUGAACGGUUUGGCUGGACCAUUGCAUGGAUUAGCCAAUCAAGAAGUAUUGGUCUGGUUAACCAAAUUACAGAAAGAACUUGGUGACAAUGUUAGUGAUGAAAAAAUGAGCGAAUUUGUAUGGAAAACAUUGAAAAGUGGUCAGGUUGUCCCUGGUUAUGGUCAUGCUGUAUUACGUAAAACCGAUCCACGUUAUACUGUUCAACGUGAAUUUGCACUCAAACAUCUACCUGAUUAUCCAAUGUUUAAACUUGUGGCCCAAAUCUAUAAGACAGUACCGCCAAUUUUGUUGGAACUUGGUAAAGUGAAAAAUCCAUGGCCCAAUGUUGAUGCCCAUUCCGGUGUACUUUUGCAGUACUAUGGACUAAAAGAGAUGCAAUACUAUACUGUAUUAUUUGGUGUUUCACGUGCUCUUGGUGUUAUGGCAUCAUUAGUUUGGGAUCGUGCACUUGGUUUACCAAUCGAACGGCCUAAAUCAAUGACUACGGAAGGUUUACAAAAAUUGGUUGGCGCUUUGUAGAAAACACAUAAUCAUCACAUUUCGAAAAAUCAUCAUUAUUGUGUGUAUGUGUGGAAUGAAAACAAAGUCAUCGAAUGUGUAUAAGAAAUAGAAAAAUUCAACAACUUUUUUUUUGUUUAUUUAGAUGGUAAAAAAAAAUACAGCAAAAAUUGUUAAAAAAACAACAACAACAACAGCUCCUAUUAUAUUUAUCUUCAUAUCCCCGGUCCAUGAAUGUUCCGGUUGUAUUAAUACUUAUAAAUUAUU
Molecule: messenger RNA, 1691 nt
Organism: Dermatophagoides farinae (American house dust mite)
Lineage: Eukaryota; Metazoa; Arthropoda; Arachnida; Sarcoptiformes; Pyroglyphidae
Source: RefSeq, a predicted model, not a curated record